AUCUUAUAGUUCUGAGAUUGGCCCCAAAGCAUACUUGAAAAGGAUAACCAAGACCAGACAAGAUGGAGACGCUCAACCUCACCAACUACUCCAACCUCGGCUCAGACAAUGAAAGCAGCAGUCUCUUCUCUGGGAGUCCCUAUAAGACGGUAGAGAUCGUCCUCAUCAUCCUGGUGGCCGGGUCACUCAGCCUCGUCACCAUCAUUGGCAACAUCCUGGUUAUGCUCUCCAUAAAGGUCAAUAGGAACCUCCAGACUGUCAACAACUAUUUCCUGUUCAGCCUAGCCUGUGCUGACCUCAUUAUUGGCCUGUGCUCCAUGAACCUCUACACUGUCUACAUUGUGAUUGGACACUGGCCCUUAGGCCCGGUCGUGUGCGACCUGUGGUUGUCCAUUGAUUACGUGGUCAGCAACGCCUCAGUUAUGAACCUCCUCAUCAUUAGCUUUGACCGCUACUUCUGCAUCACCAAGCCUCUCAGCUAUCCGGUGCGCCGCAGCACCAUGAUGGCGGGGAUGAUGAUUGCGGCGGCCUGGGUGCUGUCAUUCGUACUAUGGGCUCCUGCCAUCUUGUUCUGGCAGUUCUUCGCGGGUGGGCGGACGGUGCCGCCUGGCGAGUGCUACAUCCAGUUCUUCUCCAACGCAACGGUGACGUUUGGCACGGCCAUCGCGGCCUUCUACCUGCCUGUGGCCAUCAUGAUCAGUCUCUACUGGCGCAUAUCCAAGGCCAGUCGCAGCCGGGUACGGAGGAACAGCAGGAAACCUUCAGGGAAUAGCCUGGGAGAAGGCCCAUCGCAGAGCCAGGAGGAUGGGUGCAGGGCCCAGCCCAAUGACUGCACUGUGACUGGGGAGGAGGAGGAGGAGGGUGGGGAUGGAGAGAAGGUCGAGGAGGGGGUCCAGCAGCAGAAUGACAGGGAGCCCUGCAGAGGGGAAGGGCCAGACAGAGAUAGCUCUACCACAACAGUCAGCAACCUUGCCUCAUCAUCCAAUCAAAAGAAAGAGCCUGGCCUAUCACAGAAGGGGUCAAACGGUGAGGCCAAAUCCAGCCAGACGCGGUGUUGCUAUCAGAACCAGGCCAAAGGCUGUGGGCCCAAACUCUCCUGUAUCAGAAGCAACUCCCGGCCUGAGGGAGAGACAUACAAAGCCACGCACAGCAACACAGAUUACACCCCUGCAACAGAGAAACAUAGCCUGGUGACACGGACGCUGUUAAAGGUGACAAAGACGAACUCCAAGCAGAGCCCCAAGAGGAAGACGAAGAAGAAAAAGGGCCCUCCGUCCCGGGAGAAGAAGGUGACGCGCACCAUCAUGGCCAUUCUGGUGGCGUUCGUGGCCACGUGGACACCUUACAAUGUGAUGGUGCUCAUCAACACCUUCUGCUCCAGCUGCAUCCCCAACUCGCUGUGGACCAUUGGCUACUGGCUGUGCUACAUCAACAGUACCGUCAACCCGGCCUGCUACGCCCUGUGCAACACCACCUUCAAGAACACCUUCAGACAGCUGCUGCUCUGCCAGUACAGGAACAUACGCACGAUGAGGUCAUGAGGACCAGGGGGUCAGGGGUCAUGGCUGCGAAGCUGCUGUCUUGAUUCACUCAGAUACUCACAGAUCUGAUAGGACUGGAUAGGUGAAAGUAGGUGAAGCUAUUGUUUAGACCUACCCAGUCAUCUUUGAUCUGUGCAGAGGCUGAACCAGAGCAGAAGGAGAGGGGAGACAACUUCUUAGAAUGAAAUGCAGCUCAGAUGUGUAUCUAUCUAUGUUGGUUGUGGUUUUAUAUGAGUAGGUUCCAAAUUAGACUGCUAUCCUCAUGAAACGUUUGGUUUCAACAUGGUGGCUAAACUCGGUUUACAUAAUGGCUGUCUAUGUUAUGUUUUGGGUAUGUCUACUCUAUGGUAUGAAUUUGGAUAUCUCGGGUAUGUCUGGGUGAUUCUGUCUGAUGUCUUGUGAUAGCUUGUUGUCCAGUGCUUGUUUGAUAAACAGGUGCAGUGGCAGAGGUUUGCUCAGAGCUGUUUCUGCACUGUUCAGACACUUAAGGUUUGUUUGUUGAUAUACUAUGACACAUGGUUAUAGAUGUUCCCCUAUGUACAGUUGAAGUCAGAAGUUCACAUACACCUUAGCCAAAUACAUUUAAACUCAGUUUUCUCAAUUCCUGACAUUUAAUCCUAGUAAAAAUUCCCAAUUUUAGGUCAGUUAGGAUCACCACUUUAUUUUAAGAAUGUGAAAUGUCAGAAUAAUAGUAGAGAGAAUGAUUUAUUUCAGCUUUUAUUUCUUUCAUCACAUUCCCAGUGGGUCAGAAGUGUACAUACACACAAUUAGUAUUUGGUAGCAUUGUCUUUUAACUUGGAUCAAACUUUUCAGGUAGCCUUCCACAAGCUUCCCACAAUAAAUUGGGUGGAUUAUGGCCCAUUCCUCCUAGGAGACAGAAUGCGUCUUCUUCCUGAGCGGUAUGAUGGCUACGUGUUCCCAUGGUGUUUAUAAUUGCGUACUAUUGUUUGUACAGAUAAACGAGGUACCUUCAGGCGUUUGGAAAUUGCCCCCCCAAGGAUGAACCAGACUUGUGGAGGUCUACAAUUGUUUUUCUGAGGUCUUGAUUUCUUUUGAUUUUCCCAUGAUAUCAAGCAAAGAGGCAAUGAGUUUGAAGGUAGGCCUUUAAAUACAUCCACAGGUACAGCUCCAAUUGACUCAAAUGAUUUCAAUUAGCCUAUCAGAAGCUUCUAAAGCCAUGAAAUAAUUUUCUGGAAUUUUCCAAGCUGUUUAAAGGCACAGUCAACUUAGUGUAUGUAAACUUCUGACCCACCGGAAUUGUGAUACAGUGAAUUAUAAGUGAAAUAAUCUGUCUGUAAACAAUUGUAGGAACAAUGACGUGUGUCACGCACAAAGUAGAUGUCCUAACUGACUUGCCAAAACUAUAGUUUGUUAACAAGAAAUUUGUGGAGUGAAAAACGGGUUUUAAUGACUCCAACCUAAGUGUAUGUAAACUUCCGACUCCAGCUGUAAGUAUAAAUGAGGUUUAGAUUGUUCAAAAAAGAUGUGUAAGUAUUCUGAGAAAGAACAUAAAAACACUAGUACUGUUGAUAUAUAUCUAGGAGAAGAAGAGGGAAGAGAGAGAAGAGAGGAAGAAGACUGAGAAAGCACAGCCAAAACCAACAGAUUCAGAGAAACAUAAGACUACGAAUACAUCUGUAAAUAUACAGUACCAGUCAAAAGUUUGGACACACCUACUCAUUCAAGGAUUUUAUUUUUUACUAUUUUCUACAUUGUAGAAUAAUCGUGAAGACAUAACAACUAUGAAAUUACACAUGGAAUCAUGUAGUAACCAAAUAAGUGUUCAACAUUUUAUAUUAGAGAUUCUUCAAAGUAGCCACCCUUUUUCUUGAUGACAGCUUUGCACACUCUUGGCAUUCUCUCAACUAGCUUCACCUGGAAUGCUUUUCCAACAGUCUUGAAGGAGCACUUGUUGGCUGCUUUUCCUUCACUCUGCGGUCCGACUCAUCCCAAACCAUCUCAAUUGGGUUGAGGUCGGGUGAUUAUGGAGGUCAGGUCUCUCCUUCUUGGUCAAAUAGCCAUUACACAGCCUGGAGGUGUGUUUGGGGUCAUCGCACAUUUGGACUCAUCAGACCUAAAGACAGAUUUCCACCGGUCUAAUGUCCAUUGCGCAUGUUUUUUGGCUCAAGAAAGUCUCUUCUUCUUAUUGGUGUCCUGUAGUAGUGGUUUCCUUGCAGCAUUUCGACAAUGAAGGCCUGAUUCACGCAGUCUCCUCUGAACAGUUGAUGUUGAGAUGUGUCUGUUACUUGUGAGGCAUUUAUUUGGGCUGCAAUCUGAGGUGCAUUCGAAUGAACUUAUCCUAUGCAGCAGAGGUAACUCUGGGUCUUCCUUUCCCGCGGCGGUCCUCAUGAGAGCCAGUUUCAUCAUAGGGCUUGAUGGUCUUUGUGACUGCACUUGAAUAAACUUUUAGUUCUUCAAAUUUUCUGGAUUGACUGACCAUGUCUUAAAAGUAACGAUGGACUGUUGUUUCUCUUUGCUUAUUUGAGCUGUUCUUGCCAUAAUAUGGACUUGGUCUUUUACCAAAUAGGGCUAUUUUCUGUAUACCCCACUCUACCUUGUCACAACACUAAUUGGCUCAAACAUAUUAGGAAGGAAAGAAAUUCCACAAAUUAUCUUUACAAAGGCACACCUAUUAAUUGAAAUGCAUCCCAGGCCUUUUGAACCUGAUUGAGAUAAUGCCAAGAGUGUGCAAAGCUGUCAUCAAGGGAAAGGGUGGCUACUUUGAAGAAUCUCUAAUAUAAAAUAUAUUUGGAUUUGUUUAAGACUUUUCUGGUUACCACAUGAUUCCAUAUGUGUUAUUUCAUAGUUUUUAUAUCUGUAUUAUUCUACAAUGUAGAAAAUAGGAUAAAAAAAAAAAACCUGGAAUGAGUAGGCGUGUCCAAACUUAUGACUGGUACUGUAUGCAACUACACUGUAUAUACAAAAGUACGUCGACAACCCUUCAAAUUAGUGGAUUCGGCUAUUUCAGCAACACCCAUUGCUGACAGGUAUACAAAAUCUAGGACACAGCCAUGCAAUCUCCAUAGACAAACAUUGGCAGUAGAAUGGCCUUACUGAAGAGCUCAGUGACUUUCAACGUAGCACCUUCAUAGGAUGCCACCUUUCCAACAAGUCAGUUUGUCAAACUUCUGCCCUGCUAGAGCUGCCCCGGUCAACUGUAAGUGCUGUUAUUGUGAAGUGGAAUUGUCUAGGAGCAACAACGGCUCAGAUGGGACCGCCGAGUGCUGAAGCGCGACAAAAUCAUCUGUCCUUGGUUGCAAAACUCACUACCGAGUUCCAAACUGCCUCUGGAAGCAACGUCAGCACAAAAACUGUUUGUCGGGAGCUUCAUGAAAUGGGUUUCCAUGGCCCAGCAGCCACACACAAGCCUAAGAUCACCAUGGGCAAUGCCAAGUGUCGGCUGGAGUGAUGAAUCACGCUUCACCAUCUGGCAGUCCGACGGACGAAUUUGGUUUUGGCGGAUGCCAAGAGAACGCUACCUCCCCAAAUGUAUAGUGCCGAUUGUAAAGUUUGGUGGAGGAGGAAUCGUGGUCUGGUGCUGUUUUUCAUGGCUCAGGCUAUGCCCCAUAGUUCCAGUGAAUGGAAAUAUUAAUGCUACAGCAUACAAUGACAUUCUAGAUGAUUCUGUGCUUCCAACUUUGUGGCAAUAGUUUGGGGAAGGCUCUCUUCCUGUUUCAGCUUGACAACAUCCUGUGCACAAAGCGGGGUCCAUAUAGAAAUGGUUUGUCGAGAUCAGUGUGGACCUCACUGAUGCUCUUGUGGCUGAAUGGAAGACGGUCCCUGCAGGAAUGAUCCAACAUCUAGUGGAAAGUCUUCCCAGAGUAGUGGAGGCAACUACAUAUUAAUGCCCAUGAUAUGUCAAUGAGAUGUUCGAAGAGCAGAUGUCCACAUACUUCUGGUCAUGUUGUGUAUCAGUGAGUGAGUCUGCGCACAUCGUGCUUCUGCACAUGUACAGGGCCUUCAGAAAGUAUUCACAGCCCUUUACUUUAUCCACCUUUUGUUGUGUUACAGCUUGAAUUUAAAAUGGGAUGAUACAAGAUUUUGUUCCACUUGCCUACACACAAUACCCCAUAAUGUCAAAGUGGACUUUGUUUUUAGAAAUGUUUACAAAUUAAUACAAAUGAAUUUUGUCAGUUAGUAUUCAACCGAUUUAUUAUGACAAGCCUAAAUAAAAAUGUGCUUAACAAGUCACAUAAAAAGUUGCAUGGACUCACUCUGUGUGCAGUAAUAGUAUUUAACAUGAUUUUGUAUUAUGACUAUGAUGUCAUAUCUGUACCCUACACAAGUGAAUUUCACCUAUUGGUAGACGGGUAAAAAAUAACAUAAGCAGACAUUGAAUAUCCCUUUGAGCCUGGUGAUGGUAAUAAUUACACUUUGGAUGGUGUAUCAAUACACCCAGUCACUACAAAGAUACAGGAGUCCUUCCAAAUUAAAUUGCCGGAGAUGACGUAAACCGAUCAGGGAUUUCACCAUGAGGCCAAUGGUGACUUUAAAACAGUUACAGAGUUUAAUAGCUGUGAUAGGAUAGAAUGAAAAUAAGGAAGAACAGAAUACAAAUAUUCCAAAACACACAUCCUGUUUGCAAUAAGGCACUAAAGUAAAACUGCCUAAAAAAACACAUUUUUGUCCUGUUUUGGGCAAAUUCAACACGCCACAUCACUGAGUACCACUCUUCAUACUUUAAAGCAUGGUCGUGGCUGCAUCUUGUUAUUCGUAUUUUUGUCAUCAGCAAGGACUAGGUCGUUAUUUGGGUGGAUAAAAAUAAACAAAAUAGAGCUAAGCACAGGAAAAAUCCUAGAGGAAACUUGGUUCAUUCUGCUUUCCAACAGACACUGGGGAAAAAAUGCAACAUUCAGCAGGACAAUAACCUAAAACACAAGGCCAAAUAUACACUGGAGUUGCUUACUAAGACUGCAUUGAAUGUUCCUAAGUGGCCUAGUUACAGUUUUGACUUAAAUCGGCUUGAAAAUCUACAGCAAGACUUGAAAAUGUCUGUCUAGCAAUGAUCAACAACCAACUUGACAGAGCUUGAAGAAUUUUUUUAAGAACAUUGUGCAUAUAUUGUGCAAUGCAGUUGUGCAAAGCUCUUAGAGAUUUACCCAGAAAGACUCAUAGCUGUAAUCGCUGCCAAAGGUGAUUCUAACAUGUAUUGACUCAGGGGUGUGAUUACUUAUGUAAAUUAAGAUAUUUCUGUAUUUAUAAAUGUGCAAACAUUUCUAAAACAUGUUUUCACUUUGUCAUUAUGAGGUAUUGUGUGUAGACAGGUGAGAAAAAACAUAUAUAUUCAGGUUGUAACACAACAAAAUGUGGAAGGGGUAUGAAUACUUUCUGAAGGCUCUGUAUCUUUCUGUGCUUAUGGGAGGAGAGGAGUAUACUGUAUAUACCGAUAAAGAAACAUGCUAAACCACAUCUGUUAUCCAACCCUGUAACUGUACAACUUGAACUAUUGUGAUAUAACUCCCUUUGCUCCUCAUUUACCGAUCCUCUACCCUCCCCUCCUCAUGUUCUGCUUAUUCAUACUCCAUACAUUUAACCACAACAGGUAUUUUGAAUUGGGUAUAAAUACAACAUUAUAUGUCAAACUGAAUGUCCUUUCUUUAUCACAGACAAUGGUUUAGAGCACUAUU
This is a messenger RNA of Oncorhynchus nerka (sockeye salmon), 7168 nucleotides long. Its product is annotated as muscarinic acetylcholine receptor M2-like. The transcript is spliced from 3 exons. The record is from RefSeq and is a predicted model, not a curated record. The coding region runs from base 63 to 1541 and encodes 492 amino acids. Gene Ontology annotation, biological process: adenylate cyclase-inhibiting G protein-coupled acetylcholine receptor signaling pathway; regulation of smooth muscle contraction; chemical synaptic transmission. Gene Ontology annotation, cellular component: dendrite; plasma membrane; synapse. Gene Ontology annotation, molecular function: G protein-coupled acetylcholine receptor activity; G protein-coupled serotonin receptor activity. NCBI's taxonomy places the organism in Eukaryota, Metazoa, Chordata, Actinopteri, Salmoniformes, Salmonidae.